Molecule: messenger RNA, 1887 nt
Organism: Pogona vitticeps (central bearded dragon)
Lineage: Eukaryota; Metazoa; Chordata; Lepidosauria; Squamata; Agamidae
Product: matrix metalloproteinase-27
Biological process (GO): collagen catabolic process; proteolysis; extracellular matrix organization
Cellular component (GO): extracellular matrix
Molecular function (GO): metalloendopeptidase activity; zinc ion binding
Source: RefSeq, a predicted model, not a curated record
CUACAGCUGGCUUCAUGAAACAUAAAGCUUGAAAGUCAGAAUUAAUUGCAACAGUCCAGUGUGAGACUUUUGUGCUCCUUAAACAAAGAGGCUGUGUUUUAAGAUGAAGAGCCUUCUGCUUUUGCUCUUGUCUGCUGCAUUCUCUUACGGACUCCCGAUUUUGUCAGGGAAAACAAGUGAAGAGCAAAAGAUGCAGCUUGCACAGGACUAUUUAAAUCAGUUUUAUACACAAGAACAGGAACCAGGGCAGCGGGGGUGGAAAAGCAAUUACUCCUUUAUGGACAAAAUCCGACAGAUGCAAACAUUUUUUGGACUGAAUGUCACUGGAAAGGUCAAUGCAGCCACACUGGAAGUUAUGCAGCAACCGAGGUGUGGGGUACCUGAUAUUGGACAAUAUGUCUUGGCUCUUCCUGGGUGGGAGAAAACCAAGCUUACAUACAGGAUUGUGAAUUAUACUCCUGAUAUGGAAAAAGCUGACGUGGACACAGCCAUCCAAAGAGCAUUUGAAGUUUGGAGUACAGUGACUCCUUUAACCUUCAGGAGAGUUCAUAAUGAGAGAUCAGACAUCAUCAUUGAGUUUGCAACUCGAGUGCAUGGCCGCUGUCCUCGGCAUUUUGAUGGACCCCUGGGAGUUCUUGGACAUGCUUUCCCACCUGGCCAUCCCCUUCGUGGAAAUGUUCAUUUGGAUGAAGAUGAAGCCUGGACGGCCAGACUAGAAGCCCCAGGGCGAAGAAGAUCAGUCAAAUACCCUGAUGAUGUCAUUGCUCCUGCAUUGAGAAAUGUCCCAGAGCUAUACUCACCUGUGAUCCCUGCUCAUUACAGCACCAUUGAAUUCAACUUGUGGUUGGUGGCUGCUCACGAGAUUGGCCAUGUGCUUGGCCUGGCGCAUUCAAGUGACCCAAGAGCACUGAUGUUCCCAAAUUAUAAACCCAUUGAUCCUGAGGAUUUUCCACUUGCCCAAGAUGACAUUGAUGGCAUUCAGGCCAUCUAUGGACCAUCAUUAAAUCCACCAAAGAAGCCAGUGAAGCCAGCAAAACCUAAAGCUUGCAGUCCUAAAAUAUCAUUUGAUGCUGUCACUACACUUCGAAGAGAAAUACUAUUUUUAAAGGGCAGAUAUCUCUGGAGAGUGUACCCAAGUCGUUCUGAAGUAGAUUUGGAAUUGAUUUCUACCUUUUGGCCUUUCUUACCAUCUGGCAUCCAAGCAGCUUAUGAAAACAUGAAUGAUCAAGUUUUCUUUUUCAAAGAUAAUCACGUUUGGAUGAUUAGUGGGUUUCAGAUGCAGCCUGGCUACCCUAAAACCAUUGACAGUUUGGGCUUCCCACAAAGCACUAAGAAAAUUGAUGCUGCUGUUUUUGAUAAAAAUACUCAAAAAACUUAUUUCUUCGUGGGUAACAAGUAUUGGAGGUAUGAUGAAAACAGUCAAUCUAUGGACAAAGGCAACCCGCGAAACAUAAAGAAUGAUUUUCCUGCAAUUGGGCAGAAGGUUGAUGCUGUUUUUCAGCAUAAUGGACUCUUCUAUUUUUUCCAAGGGUCUAAGCAAUGGGAGUUUGAUCCAAAUACUAAAAGAGUGAUCCGUGCAAUGAAAAGCAACAGCUGGUUUAACUGUUAAGGAAGGGGAAAAAUUAAACACCAAAAUCUUUUCAGGAUGUGUCUCUCAUGACACUAAAAGCUACUUAUUAUCUUGUGCCUAUGCACAAAGAGCCUAGUUAAUUAUACAAAACUCAAAAUGGCAUCAGCAGUGCACUUUUCCUGCAGGGCAAUACCAUAUGUGUCUACUCAGGAGUAAGCCAUACGGUGUUCAGUCAGCCUUACUUUUGAGUCAGGGAGUGAAGAACUGCAGCCUUAAUGUUUUAUAGUCUGAAACAGAUUUUCAAUAAAGCCUUUAUU